CGCUCAGUUCAAAUUGAAUUUUCAUUGCGAGCGCAUAGGGCCACCGCUCCCGCACCCGCUUUUAACAAUUACGUUCUCUCUCUCUCUCUUUAACUGACUGUGGUGAGCUGUGUGGGGUUGGGUUGUUGUCCUACUCACUCACACGACACCACCACCCACUUUUCGGGGCGAGAGUGGCUCAGUGGCUCAGUGGCCGCAGUGGCAGUGGUGGCUCGAAGGAACCGAAGUGAACUGAAACUGAAGUGCAGUUUUAUUCAAUCAGUGUGUGGCGAGACGCGUUGUUGGGCAAACGCCGGCCGUCGGCAAAAAGAUCAAAUAUAUAAAUAAUAAAUAAAAUAUAUAUUCUCAGCACUCAUUUUUUUUUUUAAGCCCGCGGUUCUACGCGAAGUGCGCGCCAAAAUUUAAAAAAUAAAUACAAGUUUCUAAAUACGAGUACAACAACAAGAAAAUUCCUAAAAAAAAGCCACCUCCCUCUCGCCUAUCUUGUGCAUUUUUUUGUGAAAAAUAAAUAUUAAAAAAAAAUAAUUAAAAAAAAUUAUUUAAAAAAUAUUGUAUAAACUUAAAAAUAAAAACUCAUGGCCUAGAGACCAGAAUGGUUCUGGAGCAACAAGCCACGGAAUCUUUGGCGCCGGACAACAAAAAGCUAACGCUAAAUAACAACAACAACAACAAUAAUAAUAAUAACAACAACAACAAUAAUAAUAAUAAUAAUAACAAUAAUAGUCAGAAUAAAAACAACAACAGGAGCAACAGCUUCAAGGAGGAGGACGACAAGGACAGGACCUCCUCCCAUCGGAAUCCUCAAAAUCAACUCAGAAGCGGCAGUCCCGCCCGCCAGCCAGUUUCCGGUGCGGCGCCAUCCAUUUCCGUUUCCGGCAUGCCCUCCGAGGGCCUGCAUCCCACGGCCGCCCUCCAACUGUACGCCGCCGCCGCCCAACUGGCGCCCGGCGGUGUCCGGGUCCCGCCCUGGGGUCCCUUCCUUCAGUUCGGCGUACCCGGCGUCUUCGGUCCCAAUGGUCCUUUCCUUGGCCGCCCUCGGUUCGAUGCCGCCUCCGCUGCCGCUGCUGCCGCCGCCGCCGGCGGUCAUCCCAAUUCCGCGGCGGCGGCUGCCGCUGCCACCCAGAUGGCCGCCGUCAAUGCGAGCAACGCCUUCGCCAAUCUAACGGGACUGAGUGCGGCGGCGCUGCGGAAUGUGAGCGCCGUCCAGACCACGGCCGUGGCGGCGGUGGCCAGCACGGUGGCCACCAUCCAGCACCGCCUGAUGAUCGGCAACCGGCAGAGUUUGCCGCCGGCGGGUCCGCCCAGCGAGGGCUCCAACGAGGAUGGCGGCUUUCCCGGGGAUGGUGAUGAUGAUAGUAGUGCCGCCAAACGACGCCGGUCCCGCACCAACUUCAACUCCUGGCAACUGGAGGAGCUGGAGAGGGCCUUCUCCGCCAGCCACUAUCCGGACAUCUUUAUGCGGGAGGCCCUCGCCAUGCGGCUGGAUCUCAAGGAGUCGCGAGUUGCGGUAUGGUUCCAGAACCGGCGGGCCAAGGUGCGUAAGCGCGAACACACCAAGAAGGGACCCGGACGCCCCGCCCACAACGCCCAGCCGCAGACCUGCAGCGGGGAGCCCAUACCGCCCAACGAGCUCAAGGCCAAAGAGCGAGCCCGGCGCCGGAAGAAGCUGGCAAAGGCGAUCGAUCGGCAGGCGCGGAAGCUGCAGGCAAAGGGCAUCACCGUGGACCUGGAGGCUCUCAAAGCCGAGUACAUAUCACAGCACAAGGCCAACGGCACCUUCUCCGACUCCGACCUGGAGGACGACGGGAUCCAGAUCGACGUGGUCGGCGGCACCGACAGCGACGACGAGCUGGACGGCGAUCCGGUGAGUCCGGUCCGUGGCGGCAGCGGUGGCGGCGGCGGCGGUGGAGCCGGAUGCUCCUCCUCGCAGCAGAACUUGCACUGCGGCCUGGACGGCGACGGGGACAGUUCGAGGGCGGGCAGCUUCAUCGGCGGAGGCGGCAGCCUGGGCAGUCCCAGCUCGGUGGCGCCACCCAACGGAUCAGGUCAUCCCUCGGGCGUGAUCUUCGGUAAGCUGGAGCCCAUGGACGGCAGCGAAUCGGAGGAUCGGGAACGGGACAACUCCCCCAAGCCGCUGCUCUUCCCCGCCAAGGCGUUCCACCAACUGAACCUGCAGAAUAGCCAGCAGCAGCAGCAGCAGUCGUCCCUGGGCGGACAUGUCCCGGGCCAGGGUCAGGGUCAGCUGGGGGGGCACGGACACCAGCACGGACACCUGGGCGUGGUGGGGGGCGGCGGCGGCGGCGGGAAUGCCACGUCGGCGGCAGCAGCGGCGGCGGUGGCCAACUUGGUCCACCAGACCUCGCCGAUCAGCAUGCGGCGCAGUAAUCCUUUCAGCAUCGAGUCCUUGCUGUUCAACAACACGUGAGGCAACCAUCUCCCCGCCAGGAUCCUCAUCCUUUAACCCUUGUAUCCUUGUAUCCUUAAACCCUAAGCUUAAGACAUCCCCCCCGUCUUAAUAUCCUAUUGAUUUUUCGCGUUCCUAGAAUAUUGUGCUCAUUUUCAAACAACAACAAAAAAAAAACAAAAAACAAAACAAAAAAAUUUACAAAAAAAAACUUAAAUCUUAUGUCUUUAUUUUUUAGUUUUUGGUUCAAGAGCUUAAAAUAUUCUCCCAAGUGAUUUAAUUUAUUCAAUUAAAUGUUUAAUUUUUUUUUUUUGUUCUUAAAUAUAAAUAUUUUGUAAUCCAGAGAGAGACUAAAUUAGUGUUGUAAAUGAA
This is a messenger RNA of Drosophila ananassae, 2776 nucleotides long. RefSeq names its product homeobox protein unc-4 (gene unc-4). NCBI's taxonomy places the organism in Eukaryota, Metazoa, Arthropoda, Insecta, Diptera, Drosophilidae. Gene Ontology annotation, molecular function: sequence-specific double-stranded DNA binding; DNA-binding transcription factor activity, RNA polymerase II-specific. The transcript has 4 exons. Gene Ontology annotation, biological process: regulation of DNA-templated transcription. The coding region runs from base 593 to 2425 and encodes 610 amino acids. The record is from RefSeq and is a predicted model, not a curated record.